Cyprinodon variegatus (sheepshead minnow) is the source of this 638-nucleotide messenger RNA. It is a transcript of the gene snorc, whose product is annotated as chromosome unknown open reading frame, human C2orf82. NCBI's taxonomy places the organism in Eukaryota, Metazoa, Chordata, Actinopteri, Cyprinodontiformes, Cyprinodontidae. The coding region runs from base 96 to 437 and encodes 113 amino acids. The record is from RefSeq and is a predicted model, not a curated record. Gene Ontology annotation, biological process: cartilage development. The transcript has 3 exons.
UCUUUAUGGUCCUUCUGUAGUUCUAACGUGGGUCAGCUACUUGUUCAAAGUCCCUGCUUGAGACAUUUUGGAGAUAUUUAUCCUUCAAAGCCGCCAUGGGUCACAGCAGCAUCUGCAGGGUUGUCCUGCUUCUCUUUAGUGUCCUGUUAGCCCUUGCACACACAGAGACACUGUUGGCUGCUUCCAGUAGAGACCAGCAGGAUGCCAUGUCUGGAGAUCCUCCCACUGAAGUUACAACUAAAAACCCUUUCCUGGACAUCUCAGCACAUACCUACAGCUUUGAGUUUGAGGAUUCCACACAUCCACCGAUCCUGGACGAGGACGAAGGUGUUCUGGGAGCGGGGGCCAUAACAGCCAUAGUUAUUGCAGUGUUCCUGGGAGCAUCGGUCCUCCUCGCCCUUAUCGUCAUCACCAUCAGGAAGUUCACAGCCUCCUAGAGAGAAAAACAUCUCCCUUUUUGUAUGCAUGGAUGUAUCUUUGUGUGUAUCUGUGUUUUUUUUUAGUUGUGUGAGAGUUUGAGUUUCUGCCUUUUGUCUUUCACAUCAAACCCUCAGCUCGCCCCCUCGUAUUUCGUUUUGAGAUGAGAUGUUUGUGCCACAGAAGAAAUGGCAGGUCCCUUCAAAAAAAAAACAAAAAAA